This is a messenger RNA of Chara braunii, 1213 nucleotides long. The record is from the annotation of a GenBank genome assembly. NCBI's taxonomy places the organism in Eukaryota, Viridiplantae, Streptophyta, Charophyceae, Charales, Characeae.
ACUUUGAGUGAGUAGGAGAAUCUUUGACAGAGGGGAUUUCGGUGGGGUCAGGAGGGAAAUGCUGGGACAGGACAGCCCCAAUGGCGAAGUUUGAGGCAUCAGUGGUGACGAAGAAAUGGCGAGUGGGGUCAGCGAUCUUGAGGACGGGGGCGGAGGUGAUGAGUUGCUUGAGUUGGUCGAAAGCGGCUUGGUGUCGUUCAGUCCAUGUAAAGGACUCAGUGGCGCAGGUGGAGGGAGGUGGGAACUCGGCGAGGGCGGAGACCUUUUUGGGGUCCAUGCGGAUACCGUCGACCGAGACACUGUGACCACGGUAUUCUAUGCUAGGGGCAGCAAAUGUACACUUGCUGAGCUUGGCGUAGAACUUUUGUUCUCGAAGGAUGGAGAGAACUUUGCGAAGGUGUUCGAGGUGGGAUUCGAAGGUGGGGCUAAAGACGAGGAUAUCAUCAACUUGAAGGUAGAUCACGACACAGACUUCGAGGAGGUCGCGAAAGAUAUGAUUCAUGGUAGAUUGGAAUGUGGCGGGGGCAUUGGUGAGUUCGAAGGGCAUCACGAGGAACUCAUAGUGCCCAAAGUGAGAGCGAAAGGCGAUCUUGUGGGUGUCCUCCUCGCGUAUGCGGAUCUGGUGGAAGCCACUGCGGAGAUCAAUCUUGGUGAAAUACUUGGCUCCGCGGAGGCGAUCAAGAAGCUCGGAUAUGCGAGGGAGUGGGUACUUGUUCUUGAUCGUGAUCCGGUUCAGGGCACGGUAGUCUGUGCRCAUGCGGAGUUCCGAGGUGUCGUUCUUCUUAACGAAGAGACAACUGGUUCCGAAAGGGGAGGAGCUAGGCUUAAUGAAGCCUUUCUCAAGGAGUUCAUUAAGUUGUCGCUCCAUCUCUUCGGCCUCGGGGACGGAGAGUUGGUACGGGGGGCGACAAGGAGGAGAGUGGCCGGCUCGAGAUCAAUAGUGUGGGAUAGACCACGAUCGGGAGGUAGACCGGAGGCAAGGACUCGGGGAAAACAUCUUUGAAUUCGGAGAGGAGGGUGGUGAUGUGGGGAUCAGAAGGAGGAUCUUGGUCGGGUUUGUCCGUUGGAACCAAGUCAUCGGGACUCUCGCGGAGAGAAGGAUGUGUUUUCAUUGAAAGUGAGAAGUUUUUUAAAAAGUGAACAUAACGAAAUUUAGUACUGAUAAUUAAAUUGCUUGUUUUUUUGGGAGACAAAAUAAAAUUCUGAUAAUGUA